Messenger RNA from Knipowitschia caucasica, 477 nucleotides. The record is from the annotation of a GenBank genome assembly. NCBI's taxonomy places the organism in Eukaryota, Metazoa, Chordata, Actinopteri, Gobiiformes, Gobiidae.
AUGAGUUCGGAGCCUCCCUCUUCCCACUCUCGCACCAGCACACCCCCUUUCACUUUAAUCCUAUCCCAGUCCCUUAUCAGCCCAUGUUCCCUCAUUGGAGACCACAGCACCCACAGCUUGCGUAAGGCCUUCACCCUGAAGUGUCAGGACUGGGUGGGGGGCCUCAUCUUGUGUGACCGCCGUUCCCACAUGCCUCACAGCUACUUCCACUACGUCAGGGGCCACCGGGUUAAGCACCAGCUCAUUCUGUCCCUGUACGUCAGCGCCAUCUAUUUCAGUGACUCUGGCAAGGGGCCGCCGCUGGGGUACUUCCACCGGCUUAGCGACUCCUUCGUAUCGUGGGGCUCGGCAUCUGGCUGUGACCCGCUGGCAGUCAACAAAGGCUCUGGACCAGACUCUCCCCUCCGUUGUUGGCAUGGUGGUUUGGAAUGCCAGGAGACCCGGGUGGCUGCCCUGUGUGAGAGUGGACCAGACUGA